AUGCAGCCUACGGUGUCCGUGUGCCAGGACAAGUCGUGCGGUCGCAAGGGCUCUGCCGCGCUGCUGGCUGCGUUUGAGGAGGCAGCCCAGGGCGCCUGCGUCCAGGCGUCCAAAUGCCAGGGCUACUGCAAGGUCGGCCCGUCUGUCCGGCUCCACAACCGACAAGGCGGAUACGUGCAGUACGCCGCUGUGAAUACAGAGGAUGUGGAGGAGCUGCUGGACGAACUCAAGCAAUGA
Messenger RNA from Auxenochlorella protothecoides, 237 nucleotides. RefSeq lists its product as hypothetical. Lineage: Eukaryota; Viridiplantae; Chlorophyta; Trebouxiophyceae; Chlorellales; Chlorellaceae. Bases 1 to 237 code for a protein of 78 amino acids. The record is from RefSeq and is a predicted model, not a curated record. The transcript has a single exon.